Exophiala xenobiotica is the source of this 2090-nucleotide messenger RNA. RefSeq names its product dihydroxyacetone kinase. The coding region runs from base 208 to 1989 and encodes 593 amino acids. The transcript is spliced from 5 exons. Gene Ontology annotation, biological process: glycerol catabolic process. Gene Ontology annotation, cellular component: cytosol. Gene Ontology annotation, molecular function: ATP binding; glycerone kinase activity. Lineage: Eukaryota; Fungi; Ascomycota; Eurotiomycetes; Chaetothyriales; Herpotrichiellaceae. The record is from RefSeq and is a predicted model, not a curated record.
CGCAUGCUUACUGCUACUCUGCUUCUCCUGCGCUCUUUCAACCGCCUAAAUUGACUCAGAAGUUGUAAUCGGAACUGUCUUCGUGGGCUUGUGGAAGCCAGAAUCCUACAAAGUCCUCCAGACACUCUCUUCGAUCACGACCACGACCUCCGCUGGUCCAACAUCUUACGAACAGCUACUGGGCAAAGCGCGAGACAAGUCGCAAAAAUGCAGACCAAACAUUUCAUCGAUGAUCCCACUCAUCUUGUUCAAACGUCCCUCGCGAGCUUGACCCUGACCAACCCCUCUCUCGCCUUUGAUUCACAAAACAAGAUCGUAUACCGGAGGCCGACCAAGGAACAGCAGGAAACCCCCAAAGUCUCGAUCAUAACUGGUGGAGGUAGCGGCCAUGAACCGGCUUUUGCUGGGUUCGUUGGAAAGGGCUUUGUUACCGCGGGCGUAGCUGGAACCAUUUUUGCGAGCCCAAACACCUUACAGGUUCAGAGGGCUAUUAUGUCGAGAGUAGACACUCGUCGCGGUGUAUUUGUUAUCACUUUCAACUACACUGGGGACGUCCUUAACUUCGGGUUGGCUGCCGAGAAAGCGAAAGCGGCAGGCAUUGAUACCGAGUUCUAUGCCAUUGGGGAUGAUGUUGGUGUUGGCCGGGAGAAAGGAGGAAAAGUUGGAAGACGUGGCAUCGGCGGAUCGAUACUGGUCCUCAAGAUCAUUUGUGCUCUUGCUGAGGCUGGUGGCAGUCUGUCAGAGGUGUAUAACCUGGCCAAGAAGGUGGCCGGCAACCUCGUAUCUGUUGGUGCUUCGAUGGAACACGUCCACGUCCCUGGACGUGAGGUCCCCGACCCGAAUUCCGAUGAGAUCAUCCCGACCGAAGAGAUCGAGAUUGGCAUGGGUAUCCACAACGAGCCAGGCUCUCACCGGGUGUCUGCAACGUUGCCGGAUCUGGUCAGCACCAUGUUAAAACAACUUCUGGACCCUAAUGAUCAAGACAGACAUUACGUGGACAUCACGAAGGACGACAAGGUCGUCUUGCUGAUCAACAAUCUCGGCGGCGUAAGCAACCUCGAAAUUGGUGGCAUCGUCGCUGAAGUGCACGAACAACUAAAAAAAAAUUGGGAAAUUGUUCCGGUCCGUGUCAUCGCUGGCACUUUCAUCACUUCCCUUAACGGUCUUGGAUUCUCAGUUUCUCUGCUCAAACUGGGAGACACCGGACUCGGGGCUGGCAAGUCGAUGCUUGAAUUGCUGGACGCCCCAGCGGAAGCUUUCGGAUGGAGUGCUGCCGUUCGAACAGAGACCUGGAACGCCGACAACACCGCCAUCAUGGACCAAACCGCCGACACCGCUAAGGAUAUGAAAGCUAGCAAUCUAUCUAUCGACCCGAAGCAGACUCAUACUGUGCUCAAGGCCGGCCUCGACAAGAUGAUCGCUGCAGAAGCAGAGAUCACCAAGUUCGACACCAUCGUCGGCGACGGAGACUGCGGGACUGGUUUAAAGCGUGGCGCAGAGGCUGUCUUAAAGGAGUUGUCGUCCGGCGACUUACCUACCGAUGCCGUCUCCUUUGUGAACAAGAUCGUGCCCGUCGUAGAACAUACUAUGGACGGUACGAGUGGAGCACUCUUCUCCAUCUACCUCAACGCGCUGGUCCACGGGCUUCGAGAACAAGACUCGACAUCAUCUAAACAAAUGGACUCAAAGACAUGGGCUGCCGCGUUAAAGUCGGCUUUGCAGGCACUUGGAAAAUAUACACCGGCUGUGCCUGGAGACAGGACUAUCAUGGAUGCCUUAACCCCUUUCAUUGACACGUUGGCUAGCAGUGGUAAUGUGAAGAAAGCCGCCCAAGCUGCGAGAGACGGCGCCGAGAAGACCAAGACAAUGAAGGCGAGCUUAGGGCGCGCUGUGUAUGUUGGCGGAGAGAGUGAAUGGAUGGGCAAGAUCCCCGACCCCGGGGCUUGGGGAUUAGCUGAGAUGCUGGAUGGAUUAGCUGGUGCUUGCUAGAGGCAUGGUCAGUAGGAGCCCUUCAGAGCCAGUUCGCAAUUCAGUUUAGGCAAAAGUCAGCACUUGGAACUUUUCUCAACAAAUGAGAUUGUCGCAUAAAA